AUAUACAUUGGUCUUUCCUGAUUUUUCAUGGAUUUUGCAGAGGUCCUCCCUGUAGCUGCGAGUCUUCAAAUUACCAAUUUUGUCUUGAAGCUGUGUCCCAGUGAAAAAAUGAUUAUUUUUACUGACAGCUUUGCAUCUCAAGACUCAUUUCUUCACAUAAGACAUAUGCUUUUGUGUGACCCACGACCCUGGCCGCUCAGCGCUCUUGGUGGGAAAUUUUCCAUUACAUAUUUGUCUUGUACUCAUAGUACUUUAAUAAUGCAAUCUGGGACUCGACGCUCCAUCGGGCUUCUUGACUGCUUCCUCCGGCAGCUAAAGAUUUGCGUUUCCUUGGCAUUUCCUAAAGAACCUGACGAAUUUAAUACAACUUUUAAAAUAAAUCUAUCAAAGUAUCACCAACAUAAAACAUACCUGAAUUACCAGACACCGGCUACCAUUCUAAAACAAUAAUGACUUAUAUUGUCGUCUCUUUGCUCUGCAGCAGAAAACGUGCGAAUCCAAAAUCACCUGUUUCCCUCCCAAUUUCCCAAUAACUUUUAAACAACUUUUAAGAAUUGCGCGCUUUGCUUUAUUCUCCACUGUGUGGUCACUUGUGUCACUUCUUCGGCCUCGCCUACUUUUGUAUGUUGUUUCGUGGUUUUGUAUUGGUUUUGUAAUUUCCCAUUUCCCACUAUCCAAUCAGGAAGCUCUAAUCCAAUUUCCCGCGUUGCCACUAAACUUGCCACGAAUGGUCUUUAUUGGCCUCCUGCCUCCUCUCGGUCCUCGGUCUUGGCUGUUAGCUGGAAUUUGUAGUUUAAAAAACAUUAUAAUAUUAAAUUUUUUCACUCAUCUCGCGCUGGUUCCAGAGACUCCUGACAUCAGUUUUCCUAAACUUUAUUUACCAGAACCAACGUAAUACUUUUUUCAACAUGACAGUGAUGAGAGCUAACAACGAUUCUGCUCGUCAGCAGUCGCAGAAAACUUUCAGCUCUUUCAUGUAAACAAAGAAAGGCGAUUUUGGAUUUUCUUUCUUUUCUAGUCGUUGACAGAGCUCCCCAUCAUAACUUGUCUUGUCCAAAACUAGUCCCAAUAUGUCAGUUACUGAUCCACUUCUCAAAGAUUUAAAAGGGCACGCUGGCAAAUUUUUAACCACUCUGCAGGAAAGGGGAGCAGUCACAGAUGAUCUCCAAUUUUUGCAACACUUCUGCGAAGCUCUGGAGAAAAUAUUCCAGCAGGGUUUAAACGAGAAUUUCUACUCGGGUAAAGCAGAGUGCUGGAAUUGGAUGGAAAAUAUUGCUAGUCCACAUUACAGAGCUCCGUACUUGUAUUGUUCAACGGUGGCAAAGGUCAAAGAGACCGGACGAGUGCAAACGGACCGAGGAAGAUUUAGACUGCUAGUACGUAACUGCUUAGUCUACCGAGUGCUGCACUACCCUGUGGAAGUGCUCUUGCAGAACCAAGCUCAAUGGCGCACUUACCAGCCAAAUUCGAUCUUAGGCGAUGAAAUUUUGGGGCAGAUUUUUCUCUCUGUGCUCUUGCAGUGCAGCAAAAUCCAGUUCCACUUGAAUCUCAGCAAUGCACUUUUUCUCGACGAAACUUGGAUGCUUCCACUGUAUGAAAGUUUGGAGUUUGUGCCUUGCAAGGAAUUAGGGCUUUGUGUUGGAUUUUCUGGUGGCAAGGGUGCACUCGUAGUUAAAGUUCACAAAGCUGGCGUUGCAGGGGAAGACGAUAAAGUUUUAAUUGGAGACGUCGUCACAGAAAUAAAUGGGCUGGAAAUAACCACUGCUACUCGAACAAAACUUGGCUCAAUCAUGAGACAAGCUGUUGGACAGCCAAUCCAGCUAGGUAUCCUUAAGGCAAGACUAGCUGAUGGCAAAAUAUUUCCUCCAAUCCAAAAGCUUUUGCUGCAAAUGGACAUCCAUCUGGAAGGCACCAUCACCAAAAGUUAUAAAACAUCACAAGAUACUUUAGUGGGCUUCCCAGUUCACUUCUUAGGCGAAGUUUCUGUUGGUCCACAAGGUGACGUCAAAAAAGUAUCCAAAGGCAUCAUGGAAAUUGUGAGCACAACACCAGAAAAACAAAAGAUGCUCAUCGAAGUCAUGGAAAUGGGAGUUAAAGUCACAGAUGCUGACAGUCAAAAAGUUGUCUUCCAACACUCUUUUAUGGAAAUUUCUUCUUGUGGAAAAUCUGAACGAUUUCCUCAAUUUUUUGCUUAUAUAGCAGGGGACUCAUCUAGUUGCAACACAUCUUCAGAUUUCAAAUGCUACGUAUUCGACACAGCAAAUGAAGAGGACAUAGCAAAUAUUUUGUACAGUAUUGCUCAAGGCUUUCAACGCACCCACUGGGCAGUGUGAGAGAGGAAUCGAAAGUGUCAACAUGAUCUCUCUCGCUCUGCUGUUGAUGGUCUGUUUUGCCUGCUCCACUGAUGGACGUCAAGAGAGACCGAACAUCAUAGUAUUAGUGGCUGAUGACAUGGGAUGGGGAGAUUUAGGAGCUAAUUUGCCACAUUUAGCUUCAAGCACUCCGUUCCUGGACAAUCUAGCAAACAGUGGUGUGAGGUGACAAGUGCAAAAGGCUUAUAUUUGCCAAAGAUCUCAUAUUUGUAUUCCAAAAUUAUACACUAUUAAUAAAUUUAAAACAUAAUUUAUGAAAUGAAUAAGCAAA
Molecule: messenger RNA, 2643 nt
Organism: Neocloeon triangulifer
Lineage: Eukaryota; Metazoa; Arthropoda; Insecta; Ephemeroptera; Baetidae
Exons: 10
Coding region: 1071-2333 (420 amino acids)
Molecular function (GO): protein binding
Source: RefSeq, a predicted model, not a curated record